Topomyia yanbarensis is the source of this 711-nucleotide messenger RNA. RefSeq lists its product as uncharacterized. The record is from RefSeq and is a predicted model, not a curated record. NCBI's taxonomy places the organism in Eukaryota, Metazoa, Arthropoda, Insecta, Diptera, Culicidae. The transcript has a single exon. Gene Ontology annotation, molecular function: nucleic acid binding. Bases 1 to 711 code for a protein of 236 amino acids.
AUGGGUGCGCCGUAUCAUCCGGCAACGAAUGGUCAAGCUGAGCGAUACGUUCAGACCAUCAAACAGAAGUUGAAGGCUUUGAAGUACCCCAAGUCUAAGUUAAUCCUGGAGCUAUGCAACACCUUACUCACUUAUCGCAAAAUGAUUCACCCAUCAACGGGAACAUCACUAUCAAUGCUUGUAUUCGGCCGACAGAUCCGUUCGAGACUCGACCUUUUGCUGCCGAAGAACGAAACUUCAACCAAGGCUGAUAUUGUGGUACGUCAGUUCCUGGAUGGUGACCGAAAUUGCGUACGAGAUUUCUUAUUCAAAAAUAAGUGGAAGUUUGGCAGGAUCGCCGAAAAAGUUGGGAAGCUACGAUAUACUGUUCGAUUGGAUGAUGGGCGAAUCUGGGAACGUCACAUUGACCACAUAGUUGGUGUGGGCGCUAAUCUUCAGGAGGUGUCGGUGGACGCUCCUAGGGAGGAGUUCAUUGAAUACCACGAGCCAACUGUUUCUGCUGCGGUUGCUUCUGCGCUUACGGACCCGGUGGAUGAGGCUACUGGUACGACACCGGUGGUUUCCUGCGGUAAUACUACAACUUCGACAUCGGUCCCCGCUGCGGAGCAUUAUUCAGUUGGCGAGGUUGGUCAGCCUACGGUGUGGGAAUCUACACCACAUCUACGACGAUCCAGUCGUACAGUCAAGGUUCCUCAGAGAUUGAAUUUAUAA